AUGCCCGCCGCCACUCAUUACGUGCCGCACUCAGAGCAGACAAAGGCGCACUAUGAGCGAUUUCUGCGGGACCUGCGACGCUGGCUGCCGCCCGGCCUCGACGAUGCAGUGGGUGAAAUAGCAGAGGAGACACUCUCUAUUGUCUGCCGAGCGAGCACUGGUGGCACAGCGGCAGGCCCGGCACAAUUGCAGCAGGUGCGCAAGCAGCUGGAGGUGCUGCUCGACGCCCAGCUGAGCGCGGAGGCGCUACACGAGGUGCUGCUGUACGGCCGCCUGAUUGACGACUUCGUGGUGAGCGACGAAGCGGAGGAGACACACCGUGGGGGUGAUACCGGCGCUGGAGUGGGCGACGGUCUUGGUGACUUGCUAAUGCUGCAGGAAGAAGAUGGGGCGGCGUCGAGCUCGGAUGACGAGGGGAGCGGCAACGUCAAGAACACUACGGGAGUUGCACGUGACAACAGGAGGGAUCUUAUGAAGUUUGCGGCCGAUAUUGAAGGUAUCGCCGAAGACGAUGAGGACGAUGAUGGCGAUAAUGACAACAACAACGACCAUAACAAUAAUGGACGUGCGGCGCGUGUCACAUUUGAGGAGGUGGCGUGCAACUCCAACUACGUGCGUGACUCGCUACGCCGACUGUUCCCCACGCAGAGCGUCGAGGAGUGUGAUGUGCAGGCGGCGCGCGUGCUACAGUACGCGGCGCAGCGGCAGGUCGACCAGCUGACACUCGAGACACAACUCACGGCGUUCCUCGGCUGCUACGAUGACGAAGCAGCAAUGGAUUGGAUCGGUUCCGUUGCCGCGUCGCGGUGGGCGAUUGUGUAUGGCCUGCAGUUCUCCGAGGGGCGUAAUCAGCAGGAGAAAAACGCUGUCAUGGAUGCCAUGAAGGCACACGCACUGCAGGACCGUGUGGUGGAGCGGCUAUACCAGAGCGUCACAGGUAAGGAAGUGGGCCCCAAAACGGGUGCGAGCAGCGCCAGCAACAACGACAACAACAAUGGUGACAGUGGAAAUGACGCUAUGAAGCCACUUCGACGCGUUGACCUACAGGCGUAUGCGUUUAAAGACGAACGUACACCUCACCAGCACACACGUGCGGUAGUGCCCCAGGGGACACAGCGUGCUGUGUUUGAAACCCAUGACGAGGUCAUACUUCCCCCAACGGCUUCUGUUACGGGAGACAAUGCCUGUACGUCUGUAGACGCCUUUCCCGAGUGGGCACGUGCGGCAUUCCCCGGCAUCACACACCUAAAUGUGAUGCAGUCCAAAACUUUCGACUGCGCCUUCCACAGCGAUGAGAACAUGUUGGUGUGUGCGCCUACUGGAGCUGGUAAAACAAACGUUGCAAUGAUGACGAUGCUGCGGGCUAUCGCUAACGCCACCACGCGAGGCGGGGGUGUGAACCUGCGUGAGCUGAAGAUGGUGUACGUGGCGCCCAUGAAGGCCCUGGUGCAGGAGGUGGUACGCACUUUUUCCAAGCGUUUGGAACCUCUUGGCCUCACCGUCGUGGAGCUCUCCGGUGACACAAACGUGAACCAGGCACAGCUAGGCGAGGCGCAGCUUAUUGUCACGACACCGGAGAAGUGGGACGUGGUAACACGCAAGUCUGUGGAGCUCGGUGUGGCAUCGUUGCUGAAGCUUCUUAUUCUUGAUGAGGUUCAUUUGCUGCAUAACGAGCGUGGGCCCGUUCUGGAGGCAAUUGUCGCCAGGACGAUGUUGCAGCAGCAGCUGCGUGGCGAGGCGGAGAUUCGUAUCGUAGGACUCAGUGCCACGCUGCCAAACCACAUGGACGUCGCGAGCUUUCUGCAAGUGGACCGGCAGCGGGGGCUGUUCGUCUUUGAUAGCACAUUCCGCCCGAUCCCGCUGCAGCAGUCGUUUUGUGCCAUCAAGAAAAUGCGUGGGACGAACCAGGUUGCCGUGAUGAACCUCGUGACGUAUGAUAAAGUGCUGCAGGCAGCAAUGAACGGCGAGCAGUCGAUGGUGUUUGUGCACUCCCGCAAGGAUACGGAGUACACCGCGACCUACAUGAUGCGACGCAUCAUUGAGGACAAGCGUGCGCAUUAUUUUGUGCGCCCCGGGAGUGAAUCUGAGCAGGUGCUGCGCGAGGCGGUGAAUAACCCCUCGCACGCCAUGCGGCCAAGCCUCCAGCAGCUUCUGCCGAUGGGCUUUGCCGUGCACCACGCAGGCAUGAGUCGUGACGAGCGACAUGUCGUCGAGUCCCUCUUUGCGGCGCGGCAUGUGCGAGUGCUGGUGUGUACCUCUACCCUCGCGUGGGGCGUUAACCUACCGGCGAAUCAGGUCGUUAUUAAAGGCACGCGUGUCUUCAACGGCGCGAAGGGUGAAACAGAACUGCUGAGCGCACUCGAUGUGCUACAGAUGUUCGGCCGUGCAGGACGUGUGGGGUUCGGCUCCACACUCGGCAAAGCCGCCGUUAUCACGAGUGCCGACGACCUCCAGUACUACCUGGCUGUGCUGAACAACCAGCUUCCCAUCGAGUCACAGAUGAUGAAGCGGCUUGUGGACAUGUUCAACGCGGAGGUGGUGCUCGGCCAUGUGGAGAGCAUCGCGGAAGGUGUGCGGUGGCUGCAGCGCACGUACCUGUACGUCCGGAUGCGGCGGGCGCCGGAAAUUUACGGCACACGCGCUACCGAGUCCGACCCGCUCUUCUUGCGGCACUUGGAGAACAUUGUUCACACCGCCGCCGAUGACCUUCGCCGCUGCCAGAUGGUGGAGUACGACGCACACGCACGGCGGAUUGCCCCCACACCGUACGGCCGCAUCGCAUCCUUCUACUACGUCACGGCAGCUUCGAUGGCCACGUACCUCGCACACCUCUCCAGCACCAUGCACGAUGUGGAUUUGUUUCGUCUCUUCGCCAUGUCGAAGGAGUUUUCACACAUUGCAGUACGACCAGAGGAGCAAGCGCAGCUGCAGUACCUUCUAGAAAAUGCCCCCAUUGCCGUUCGCGAGAGUCGUUACACCCCACUGGCGAAAAUCAACGUGCUGCUGCAGUGCUACAUCAGUGACAUGAGCUUACAGGGACUACCAUUAAUGAGUGAGCUCGUGUACGUAAAGGACUCAGCGCAGCGUAUACUGCGGGCUCUUCACGAGAUAUGCGUGGUACGUGAAUACGGCCGCACUGCGAUGCAGGUGCUCCAGCUCUGCCUGAUGGUCGUGCACCAGCAGUGGGCAGUGCAAUCGCCUGUGAGGCAGUUGCGUCACACCGUCGCCCCCAAGACUUUUGCUGCCUUUAUUCAGGCGCUGGAGAGUCGCCGUGUCGCAUGGGAGGAAGUGCGUGAGUGGUCCCUGGAGGACCUCGCAGAGAAGCUCGGUGAUGAGAGACGCGCGGAGUUAGCGCAUGACUGCAUUCGGCAGGUACCACACUUCACGUUGGAGGCCGCCGUGCGGCCGUUAACUCGAAGUAUGAUGUACGUUGAUGUUGACAUCACGCCAGACUUCACGUACAACGAGGUGGUGCACAACCGCACCGCCGGUGAGUUGCUGCUGACUGUGGAACACACCAAUGGCCGCAUUCUCCAUCACGAGCGGCUCUUCUUUUCGUCGGCGGGUCUGCGCAGUGGCGAGACGCUUUCCGCACCCACUAUUGUGGUGCCUAUUGUCGAACCAAAACCAACGCAUUACUUUGUGCGGUGCCAGUCAAUGCAUUGGCUUGGUGCCGAGUGCGCUGUCGCGGUGUGCUUGAUGGACGUGCGACUACCAGAUAUCGCCCCGCCGCUGCUGGAGCUUCACCAGCGCCCGCCAUCCACCGAGGAUGAGUCAGCGUAUGAUGUAUCUGCGACGCUGCAACAGUAUGGCCUAGAGUCUGCUGCGGCGAAGGUGUUCCCCUUCACCGAGUUCUUCCCCACGCAACACGACCUCGUCACGCCUAUCAUGGCGCACCCCGAGGAGAAUAUCUUCGCCGCGCUGCCACCCGGCGGUGGCCGGACGGCGAUCGCGGAGUUGUUUAUUCUGCAAUUCCUCCUGGAGGGUGCACUGCUGCAGCAGCAGCAGCAGGCACAUGACGUUACUGUUCCUGUCACCGCUCCUGCUGCUGAAGAGGACGAAGGGGCCGAGGCGGUGGUCCCUGUCGUGGAGCGGAAGCUUUUGUAUGUAACGGCGCACGAGGCCUGCGCGACGCGCCGAUUUCACGACUGGCGUUUCAAGUUCGGCGAAGGCCUACAGCAGCGGGUGGUGAAGCUGGAUCCCUUUGGCGAAGAUCUUGCGACCAAGAUGGCGAAGGUGCAACAGGCCACCAUCAUUAUCGCGAGCGGCAGCAGCCUGGCCCCGUUGGUCCGCCGCGGUGCCACAGACUGUCUCGCUGGUGUCACGCACAUAAUCGUCGAUCACGUGCACCUCAUCCGUGCACCAGAGGGACGAUGGAUGGAGGAGUGCAUUGCGCGGCUUCUGUCCAAGCCGUAUGUGGUGAACAAUGGACGACGUCCGGCGCGUCUUCUCGCCCUCUCAUACCCGCUUAUCAGCUGUACGGAGGUGUCGCGGUGGAUGAAGAUCCCUGCCGCACGGCAGUACAACUAUGGCAAAUCGUACCGGCAGCUGCGCGUGCGGCUGGAGGCGGUCAAGCAUGCCGGCGCCCGCAGCCGCUAUGAAGCGGCGGCGGUGUCAACGCUGAAGCUGCUGCAACAGGACCGCUAUGCGGCAACACCCAACGUGGUGUUCGUACCAACCGCCCGUGACGCAGAGGAUCUCACCAAGCGCAUCCUUCUGCGCUGCCGCGACUUUGUCCCCAGCACGAGCUGCGACGAUAUGGAGGACCGCGGCCUCGCUCUGCUGCUGUCGACCGGCGUGGCGUACAUGCACCGUGGUACAAGCCUCCUUGAUGAGCUGAUCAUCAUGGAGCAUGUGGAGAAGCCAGCACGGCACCCCGACACAGACGCAGCACUUCCGCUGGUGCUUGUCUGCACGUUUGAGUCGGCGUGGCGUCUUCCUGCUGCACUCUUUGGCACCGCCUUCGUCUGCGCCGCGGAGCGUGUCGGCGUCCGCAGCGAGGAGGACGGUGCGUCUGCCGCCGACUGCUCUGUCGCAGAGUUGCUACAAAUGACGUCGCGCGCCCUCAACGAGGCGGUGGUGCACUGCCGCGCGGCCCGGCGCUGGGUGUGGGCCCGUCUGCUCAACGACCCGCUCCCGCUCGAGUCGCACCUGCGCUACCCCGACGACUUCCGCGACGCCCUCAACGCCGCCAUCGCACAGGGACGUGCGAGCGACAUGCCAGGCGCGCUGCGCAUCCUGCAGAGCCACUACUUCCUUUUCCACCUGCGCACCAACCUGCACUUCUAUGGCGUGCCGUCGAAGGACGACAUCCCGGCGUACGCGUCGGAGUUCGCGCGCACUGUGAUUGCCUCCCUGCAGGCGGCCGGCUGCGUCGCGGUGACGGAGGGCAAUGACGCUGAGGCCGUCACGCUACGGCCGACGCCACGCGGUAUCGCUGCAGCGCACCACGGCAUCAGCCUCGAGUCGCUUGAGGCUGUUUCGGAGGCAGCGAGAAGUGGCCGCACCGCAACGGUUGCAGACAUGUGGCACCUGGUUGCAUCGCGCUGCGUCGAGUUGACGCCACAGUACAUGGGCGACGCCGCACAUAUCGCUGACAAUGCAGAGCUGCGGGCGCUACAGACAAUCGCCCGCGCGUUUCCUCACGGUUACGAGGUGCGCUACAUUGACCUGGACUUCAGCAAAGGCUGGACAAAGGUCCAGCUGCUCAUUCUGGCUCACUGCGCACGCAUGUUCAUUGGCCCCGCAGAUCACAUGUGGCACAAGGAUGAAAAUAAAAAUUCAACUUCAGCCCACCCUUUGGCUUCAACAUCGACAGCAGCUGUCGAUCCGCAGCUGCUGCUGGACAUACCCCACGCUGUGGCAGAACGGCUACGGGAGGACCUCCACGUGCUGCUUCCGGCCGUGCUGGAGGUGGUCCGUGGCGCAUGCGAGAUGUUUGACAGCAGGACACAGUGGCGGCAUGCGCGCUACUUGAUGCGCCUCGCGUCUCAAAUCGAACGACGCGUGUGGGGGUUCGAAGAUCCGUGUCUGCAGCUCCCAUGUGUGCAGGAGACGGUAGCACUGCAACAUCUGCUGACCGCGACCGACGGGCCAUGGUCGCUUGAGCGGCUUCAGGAAUUGUCCACCCAAGGAGCCGAGGCGGAGGCGGUGUGGGCGAAGUUGUCGCAUGCGUUGGUGCAACACGCCGCGGUGCCGCGGGCAGCAGCGGCGGAGGCGCUCGUGCACCGACUGCGCGUGGAGGCCGCCGCGCUGCCCCGCGUCACGUUGCUGAAGGCGAGUGGGGCAGUCGAGCUGGUGGAAGGCGUGCAUACCUUUGUUAUACGCGUGGAUGGCCGCAUUACAUGCCAACUGCCGCCGACAUCAUCAUCGUCGCUGAAGGGUGAGGCGGCGGCCUGCAGCGGCAACUCGCUGGGCCCGUGGUGGGUGUCGUGCGUGGUGCGCCACAACGGGCGGACGGACGUGCCGGAGCGGCUCAUGGCGCUCUGCGUCACGACGCCAGAGAAUAUGGCCAACAACAGUGCCAAUGAUGAGGAGGGGAAUGAGCAGGAAGAGGCAGGGCCAACGUCGUCGCUGUGGCGCAUCACCGGGUCGGUCUCGUUCCCUCUGCACGACGUGGACGGCGAGGACCUGGAGACGCUGACGAUGACAGCGACUGUUGUAGCUGCGCGUUACCGCGCCGACGCGGAGGUGGACGUCGUGUUCGCCACAGAGUGA
Messenger RNA from Trypanosoma grayi, 6717 nucleotides. Its product is annotated as putative ATP-dependent RNA helicase. Lineage: Eukaryota; Euglenozoa; Kinetoplastea; Trypanosomatida; Trypanosomatidae. The record is from RefSeq and is a predicted model, not a curated record. The coding region runs from base 1 to 6717 and encodes 2238 amino acids. Gene Ontology annotation, cellular component: nucleus. Gene Ontology annotation, molecular function: nucleic acid binding; ATP binding. The transcript has a single exon.